ACAGAAGAACAUAAGAAUGUUAGGAUUAUUAACUUUACGCCGAGUGAUUUUUCGUUAGAUUACCACACAAAAAAGCAAUUUCUCUCGUAAUUCAUUCGCGACAAAGAUUGUAAUUCAUUUACGUGAUACACUUUUCUCUAAAAUAGACACGCUAGUUUAUCACACGUUCAGCUUAUAAUAUUUCAUUUUGUAUGUAAAUAUAGGUUUAUUGACUUUUUAAAUGUUGUCCGUAGGUGCAACAACAUCUAAAGCCUAUUUGUAUACGGAUUAUGGAACGGCCAAUCAGACGGCUGUUAAUUUUGAUGGACAAGUUAUCGUAACAAUAUUGGCGAUCUGACCGUGGAUUAGCGUACUACAAGAACAGCAUACUAUAGAGAACCGAACAAAAUGGAUUUAUAUUCAUUCAUACGCAAAGAUGAUUAGAAACUUACGAGAAUGGAGUUUACUUAGCGCAUAUCGUAUAAUUUUCAAAGUGUUAUUUUCUAAAUGGAAAAGAUGAACAAAAAUGAUUUAUGUAUUUAUUGUUUUCUGGUUUUGGCUUCGGUGUACAUUAGCUGAUCUGAACACCCAGUGUGAUACACACGAUCAGUCAAAAUCUUACAAUUCUUUCCUGUGGAAAGUGAAGAGAGACCCACCAGCAUAUUUCUUCGGAACAAUACAUGUGCCCUAUACUAGGGUAUGGAACUACAUUCCAGAAAAUACAAAAAUGGCAUUUGAUCAGUCAGACAAUAUUGUAUUUGAAUUAGAAUUAACAAACCCUUACACAAUAUCUGCAUUAGCAAAUUGUCAGCUUCUCCCAGGGGGAGAAAAAUUAGCUAAUAUCUUGCCAGCAGAAAUUUAUACACGAUUAAAACAACAUUUGGAAUAUGUGAGAGUAAUGUUACCAGUGUGGAUGACAGCCGAUCAGAAAGGUCGGGGACUAUAUGCUGAUUAUUUGUUUAAUGCUAUAGCUGGAAAUUGGGAAAGAAAACGACCAGUAUGGGUUAUGCUUAUGGUCAAUUCUUUGAAUGAACAUGAUAUAAAAUCUCGUGGAAUUCCAGUUUUAGAUCUAUAUUUAGCUCAGGUUGCAGAGAGGGAAAGCAAAGUUACGGGUGCUAUAGAACGGGUAGAAGAGCAAUGUGUUCCUUUGAAUGAUCUGAAUUUUUCACAGGUAGUGUUUGCAUUGAAUCAAACUUUAUGGAAACAUGAACUAUCAAGACGAUUGAAAAGUGAAUUCCAAUAUACAACUGAGGAUUUAAUCCACCAUUAUAAUUGUGGAGAUCUUAACUCUGUUAUAUUUAAUCGUGAUUUAUCAAAUAUUCCAAAUCUAGUCAACAAUACGUUACCUCUUAAGGACUUACAGACAGCUAAACUCAUUGACAAUUAUUUUAGAAUGGAACUAAUAGAUAAAAGGAAUGAACGGAUGGCAGCUCGUUCUUCUAGUUUACUUAAAGCUCAUCCCGACAAAACUUUCUUCUUUGCUUUUGGCGCUGGUCAUUUUUUAGGAAAUGAUACAGUCAUAGACAAAAUGAAGAAAGCAGGAUUUGAAAUAGAACAUGUACAACCUGGUGAUAAAAUACCUCUGUUGAAUGGAGAGAAAAAAAGAAAACACAGGAGAAGAAAAUUAAAAGAUAAAAACAGUAUAUAUGGAGAUAUAUGGUUUGAUAUGGAUGAAGAAACUAGAGAAUGGUUAGAAAGACAAAGUGAAAGACAGAGAAAUUAUAAAACAAGUUUCACAAAACCAUUCAAUGAUUUGUGGAUUAGAAUGGAUGCCAACAGUCCUAACUUAUACUCCAAGUUAGCAGAGAAAUAUGGUUACGACAGGACGGAGAGACCAACAGACAUCCCAUAUUCCAGAGCAAGCACCUGUUACUGCACCAUUCAAAUGCUCAUUCUACUUGUGAUACUAUUCAUUUAUCAUUCCUAAUUGAUUGUCUUUCUAUUGUGUUGAUAUGUGCAAUAUCCAUGUAUUGUAAAUGUAUUCCAUAAUGUGUACAGUGUAGACUUAAAGCAUGCUGGAUCAAAGAGAAAAUCCUUUUAUUUCCUAUUUAGUUUUUUAUUUCAAUUUCCCUGAUUAUUUCCAAAUUUAAAAAUAUUUGGAAAAGGGAGACAACUUCUUGGUAUGACAACAGUUUUGUUGUUAAGUUUGUUUAACAUGAAACCAACAUAAAAAGUGUCAUAAAAACACUGGUGAUGUUUCCUGAAAUAUUUUAAUGAGUUAAAUGUGCUAUUUUAUGUAAUUGAUACAAUUUUUAAGAGAUGCUGUUUACAUAGAUAUGUUUUGAAGUUUUGUUAUUCACUUCUAAAGCAACUAGAACUAUUGAUUAUGUUCAGUGUUUAUUUUUUCUAAUGAAAACUAUUAAAGGGACAAUAUGAAGCCAGAUUUCUGCUUGUUAAGUUUGUAGUACAUGAA
Messenger RNA from Mytilus trossulus (common blue mussel), 2392 nucleotides. Its product is annotated as metalloprotease TIKI1-like. Gene Ontology annotation, molecular function: metalloendopeptidase activity. The transcript has 7 exons. Gene Ontology annotation, cellular component: membrane. Gene Ontology annotation, biological process: negative regulation of Wnt signaling pathway. Lineage: Eukaryota; Metazoa; Mollusca; Bivalvia; Mytilida; Mytilidae. The record is from RefSeq and is a predicted model, not a curated record. Bases 506 to 1906 code for a protein of 466 amino acids.